Monopterus albus (swamp eel) is the source of this 762-nucleotide messenger RNA. It is a transcript of the gene mettl21cb, whose product is annotated as methyltransferase 21C, AARS1 lysine b. NCBI's taxonomy places the organism in Eukaryota, Metazoa, Chordata, Actinopteri, Synbranchiformes, Synbranchidae. The record is from RefSeq and is a predicted model, not a curated record. The transcript has 4 exons. The coding region runs from base 1 to 762 and encodes 253 amino acids.
AUGGAAGUGGAGCCUGAGAUGAAGAAAGAGCCCUCUGUGAAUCAAGAGGUUGAGCUUGAUGUGACAAAACACAACAAGCAAGCAAUGAAGAAACAAAACAUGGUGAUAGCAGAAGGUCUGGACAAGAGGAACAUCCAGGAGCCGCGCAUUUACUAUGCACUGCAAGAGGAGUCAUUUUAUUUUGCUGGUCAUCACAUAAGCAUUCGCGAGUCUAUUGAUACUUGCGGUGCCCUGAUCUCUCCUGGGGCAGUUGCUUUAUGUCAGUUCUUGGAGAAUAACCAGCAAGAAGUGAACCUGAAGGAUAAAGCCGUGUUGGAGAUCGGAGCUGGGACUGGUAUACUCUCCAUAGUAGCAUGCCUGCUCGGGGCUUGGGUGACAGCUACUGACCUGCCAGACAUCUUGCCUAAUCUGACCUUCAACCUAAUGCGAAACACCAAAGGCCACUCCCGCUACACCCCUCAGGUUACUGCACUCACCUGGGGUCAAGCCCUGGAGCGAGACUUUUCCUACUCAUCCUAUCACUACGACUACGUGCUCGCAGCAGAGGUCGUCUAUCACCACGAAUGCCUUGAUAAACUACUGGAAACAAUGCGUCAUUUCUGCCGACCAGGAAGUCAAACAAUACUGCUCUGGGCCAACAAGAUCCGGUUCCAGUCAGAUGUGAAGUUUACAGAGUGCUUUAAGAGUAGUUUUAACACCACGCUGCUCAGUGAGCUCCCACAGCAGGAGGUGAGGAUAUACAAGGCCACAGGGAAGGAGUGA